UUAUAAACCAUCUGUGACUUUGUCCUACUUAUUUGGCCCUCCAGUGCCCAUCCUGCCAGCCAUUCCUGCCUUCUCCUUGGCCGCCUCUCUCUCGAAAGGCAGAGAUGGAGAGGGCAACGAUAAGUCACCGGUGAACUUAAUAAAUGAACAAGGUAGGUAGGCCGGUGUCAAUAUAAAUCUCUUGGAGAGACCAUUUAGCGGUUCCAUAUUUGAGCUGGAUAUCAUUUCAAUUACCGCUCAGCCUUCCCUCGCCAUAGCCCCCUUAUUACUGUGUUUUUAAUGUGCCAAGCUUAAUUGCAUCCGUGGAAGUCUUUCGCUCAGAGCACCUCAUGGAAAUUAGCCGCUCCUCUCGCAACAGACCUUUGCUCCUCGGCGGGCAAUCUUUUGAUCAGAAGUGGGGCAACUCGUGUGGAAAGAGACUUCUCCCUCUCUCAUGACACCACAACCCAUGGGCGUCCAACGAAAAUGAAUGUUGGACGAUCCAGGACAGGUAAAAGAAAGGACUUCUUCAUGCAGGGCAUAGUUAAACUAUGGAACUCAUUGCCACAAGAGGCAGUGAUGGCCACCAACUUGGAUGCCUUUAAAAGAGGACUAGACAAAUGCAUGGAGGAGACGGCUAUUAGCCACAACGGCUAUGCUCUGCCUCCACAGUGGCAGACAGCAAUGCUUAUGAAUCUUAGUUGCCAAAAUCUACAGGAGAGGGAGUGCUCUUGUAUUCGAAUCCUGCUUUCCAUAGUUGUCUGGUCUUCCUUAGGCUGCCUCUUUAUGUUCUCAGAUCAUAAGAACAUCAGAAGAGCCUAGUUGCUGGAUCAGACCAAUGGCCUAUCCUGGGGUAGGCAACCUAAGGCCUGUGGGCCGGAUGCGGCCCAAUCGCCUUCUGAAUGCGGCCCACGGACAGUCUGGGAAUCAGCGAGUUUUUCCAUGAGUAGAAUGUGUCCUUUUAUUUAAAAUGCAUCUCUGGGUUAUUUGUGGGGCAUAGGAAUUCGUUCAUUCCCCCCCCCCAAAAAAAAUAGUCCGGCCCACCACAUAGUCCAAGGGAUGGUGGACCAGCCCAAGGCUGAAAAAGGUUACUGACCCCUGGCCUAUCCAGUCAUAGAAUCAAAGAAUUGUAGAGCUGGAAGGGACCUCAAGGGUCAUCUAAGUCCAACCCCCUGCAAUGCAGGAAUCCUGCCAUAGCCAUCCCUGAGUGGGCUCGAACCACCAACCAUCUGGUUACCAGCCAGAUGCACUGACCCAUUGCCCAGCAUCAAGGGCCAACCAGAUGCCUGUGGGGAAACCAGCAAGCACCAGGGCCUGAUUUAGGUUUGAUGAGGCCCUAAGCUACCGAAGGUAAUAGGGCCCUUUAUAUGUUCAGCUGUCCUUUGUCGACAACAAAUUGUCGCUGUUUUUUGCGUUGAAUAUCUGCUAUAUGGUAAUUUAUGGACCUAGGUAAAGGUAAAGGGACCCCUGACCAUUAGGUCCAGUCGUGACCGACUCUGGGGUUGUGGUGUUCAUCUCACUUUAUUGGCCGAGGAAGCCGGCAUACAGCUUCCGGGUCACAUGGCCAGCAUGACUAAGCCGCUUCUGGCCAACCAGAGCAGCACACGGAAAUGCCGUUUACCUUCCCGCCGGAGCGGUACCUAUUUAUCUACUUGCACUUUGAUGUGCUCGAACUGCUAGGAUGGCAGGAGCAGGGACCGAGCAACGGGAGCUCACCCCGUCGUGGGGAUUCCAACCACCGACCUUCAGAUCGGCAAGUCCUAGGCUCUGUGGUUUAACCCACAGCGCCACCCGCGAAUGUAUGGACCUAAUAGGUAUCUAAAGCCAUUUGCACAUAACAAAAUAUGUAUUUUAUCAAAGUAAUUGUUGAACUGAAAUUUUUGGGGGGGCCCCCAAGAGAGUGGGGCCCUAAGCUAUAGCUUGUUUAGCUUUUACGUAAAUCCUGCACUGACCCCAACACAUGAGCGCUCUCCCCUGCUGUGGCUUCCAGCUACUGGGAAGCAGAUCAGAUCAGCAAUAUAUGCAGAGUCAGAGGCCCUCUCAGAAACACCCCCCUCUUUCCCCUUCUUUGGUUCCUUAUCUUCAAACCAGACUUGGACUGGACACACACACACCCAAAUAGAGGACAGCAUCCUUUUCCUCUGACAUCCCUUCAAAAGACUUUCCUCUGCAAAUCAGGUUAUAGGGCCAGUCUAGAGCUGCUGUGGUGCAGCGGCUAGAAAGUUGGACUUGGGAGACAAAGGCUCAAAUUCCUACUCAGCCAUGAAGCUCACUGGGUGACCUUGGGCCAGUCCCUGUCUCUCCUCAGCCUGUCCUGCCUCACAGGGUUGUUGUGGGGAUUAAAUGAGGAGGGGGAGAACCUAUGUAUGCUGCCUGGAGCUCCUCAGAGGAAAAAGGUGGGAUGUGAAUGCAAUAAAUCAACACUUCUUCAGCUGUUGGAAAGGAUGUUAUGGAUUUGUUCAUUUCUUGAUCAUCUUCCAUACAUGUCUCAAGGCUACAUACUGUGAGAUAUAAUCCACUGGGAGCAGUCAAAUAUAACAUUCAUUGUUUUCCUAGAAUGGACAUGCAAGGGAAUGUUUGAUCCAGCCAGUCGAAACUUCCUGUUCCUCCUGGCUGGAGCAUCCUUUCUUUUGCAUGUGAUAGAAGGUGGGCAUGACCUAAUCUGUUCAGGUAACAAAAGGACGAGUCAUGCAGCACACCCCUCUCUUUUUGACCUCCUUCUUCAUUUGACCAGCUUCUAGCUAGGACUGCUCUGCUAGCUCUCAGAAACACUAAAAUUAUUCCCCCAUAUGGGGUAGACCCACUUGUACAUAUUUGUAACUAAGUCUGCCUUCAGAGAUCCAACUGUGAACUGAUGUGAGUAAACUUUUAUUGACUUUGAAUAAGAUUGUCACAUCUUUAUUCUUCUAAGAGGGAUUCAAGGGAACUUACCAGGAACGUACAAUUCAAUCUGAGACAGACUGAAUUGUAUAAUAGCAAGAGGCUCACACGAGCCUGCAACCAGCUAUUUGCUGUGCAUGUAAAAGGGGAAUGUAAACUCUGCUAAGUAAAGGAACUUGCUAGUGCAAGUUAUGAAGGGUAUUAAUUAACAAUAUAUCCUCUCCUGCCACCCUGAACAUUCCCACACAUACAAUUUUUUAAAAGCAAAAAAAAAAAAGUGCAUUUGAACAUAACAGAGGGCAGAUCCACACCAAUCCUUUAUAGCACAUCCCUUGCACAUUGAAAGCGCAUGGAUUUCUUCAAAGCAUGCUGGGAGCUGUAGACCCUUCUUCACAUAGCUACACUUCUCAGCACCCUGGAUUCUUUGGGAGUUCCCUGGAUUCUUUGGGAGAAGUUGUGCAUAGCAUGGAUUUGUUCACAGAAAACCCCACUGGAUAAAUUGAAAAGCCAGUAGAGACCUAUGGCAGCGAUUCAUUCAUCCAGUUGGGGGUGCUUGCCAGAAAUGCCUUCAAUUGUUCCAAGAGGUGCCUAUUGUGUCUCAGCAGCAGGGGUGCUGUUCCACAGAACAGGGGCAGCCACACUAAAGGCCCUGCUCUGAGGAACAGGCUUUUGAGAUCUUUGGGACUUUCAGGAGAAGCUCUCCUGUAUGCUAUAGUGGGCUACUUGGUAUAGAAGGGAGAUGUCUCUCCAGUAUCUUGAGGUCCUGAACUGCAUAGUAGGUCCUUACAUUUUAGUACCAACAGGUGGCUUAGCAGCAAAUUGGCAGCCAGUACACCAGCCCGCAAGCAAGGUGUUAUAUGCUGACUGUAGUUUAACUUCACAAGCAACCAAGCCACCACUUUCUUCACCAGCUGCAGCCUCUGGUCCAGCUUCAAGGGUGCAUUGCAGUCAUCCAGCUUUGAGUUUACCAAUGGGCCUUGCUAGCACUCAGAUCAGGAUGCUGAUGUCAGGCCACUAAGGACCCUAAUAGAGUCACCAAGGCAAGAAAUGGGAAUCACUCUCUGCAUUUGUACAGGAGCUUCCAAGUGUUCAACCUACAACAACCCUGUAAGGAAGGCCAAUAUUAUCACUGCCACUGCCCUCAGAAGGACUGAGGCUAAGUGCAAACAGCUUCCUUAAGGCCACCUUGUGAGUUUCUUGGAGAUUUGAGCUUCAAAUCAAGGGACUUCCUGAUUCAUAGCUCAGUCUCCCUAGCCACUGUGCUACACCAGCAGAUGAGAAGGGAAAAGCAAAUAGCCUUUUCUGUACGUUUCAUUUUUGUACAUUUCCAUCGCAUCUUUUCCUCCAAGGAGCUCAAGGUGGCCUUUGUGGUUUUCGCCCUUCCCAUUUCGUCCUCACAACAACCCUGCGAGGUAGCUUAAGCCGAGUCGUGGUGAGCCCCUUAACUCUCUCAGUGGUGCAGAACCUGUGCCUCUUGGGGGGGGUGGCUGUAGUUUCUUACAGGGGCCACCAGAGGGGGCUAGUGCUCAACCUGCUCUCCUCCUGCCAUUUCCAAGGGCCAGGUCCCACCUCUGACACAGAAUCCUAGAACUGCAGAUUUGGGAGGGACACCACCCCAAGGGUCAUCUAGUCCAACCCCCCCUACAAUGCAGGAAGUAAAGACUUCACAUGGUGAAGUCUUCACACAGCAAGGCCUUGUGGUUUCAUACAUGGUAAGGCUUUUUAAAAAGGGCAGAAAAGAUUCUUGUAGAUGAGACAUUCCCUAACCACUGACAACCCAGUCAGGUGCCAGGGUUUCACCUCAGCCAACUACUUAAUAAUAAUUUUAAAUAAUUAUAUUAUUUGUACCCCACCCAUCUGUCUGGGUUUUCUCAGCCACUCUGUACAGCUUCCAACACUUCUUCUUCUUCUUCUGCAGCGAUCACUUGUAGCCGAGUAAGAUUGUCUUCCAUAAACAUGGUUUAAACAAUGAGUCCGUAAGUGACUGUGGUGGCCAGUUCUGGACCCACAUGUCCUUCCACAGUGGGGACAUUGGUUUCCGCGUGGGAGUUGAUCACGGUGCGGAUUUGCCAAGCGUGCCUUCCUCUUAGCACGUUUCUCCCUUGCGUUCGAGUGUCUUCAAAGCCCACGACACCUUUGGUAAAGGCUGUUCUCCAACUGGAGCGCUCGCAGGCCAGUGUUUCCGAAUUGUUGGUGUUUAUACAUUUUUUUAGAUUUGCCUUGAGAGAGUCUUUAAACCUCUUUUGUUGACCACUAGCAUUACGCUUUCCAUUUUUAAGUUCAGAAUAGAGUAGUUGCUUUGAAAGACAAUAAUCAGGCAACGAAGUUGAUCUUUAAUGCCCCAUCCACACUAUGCAUCCAAAGCAGUAGCGUGACACUUUAAACAUGGCUUCUCCCAAAACAGCCUGGGAACUGUAGCUUGGCAAGGAUGCUGAGAGUUGUGAGGGGUCUUCAAACCUCUUUUGUUGACCACCAGCAUUACGCUUUCCAUUUUUAAGUUCGGAAUGGAGUAGUUGCUUUGGAAGACGAUAUAAACAUAAUAAAACAUCAAACAUUAACAACUUCCCAAUGCAGGGCUGCCUUCAGAUGUCUUCUUACCACCAUCCUUACUGGACGGUUGAUCCCAGAGCUCAAUACUGAACUCCAGAUGAGAUCCCAGCAAAGCAAAGGUAUGUUGGCAUUAUAUAUCUCCGUGCGUUUUGGAAGCUAUGCUUUGCAGUUCGUGCCACAGACUAAGCUAGUAAUCUGAUAUAAUUCAAAACAGGAUAUUCAUGGCUUUUAUCCAGCCAGGGUCUCCAUCUGUACCUUCUGAAAGAUACCCAUUGUUCAAGCGUGGAGCACAGGGGAGGGGAUGUUACUCAGCUGUAAAAGCCCACACUUUGUGUGCAGAAGGUCCUAGGUUCGAUCCCCAGCUUCCCCUGGCUUAAAAAAAGCAUCAGACAAUGCUGGUAUGUGCUGGCAAGCAGGUAGAAGGCAACGUCAAUGCAGGUUGGUGGGGAUUAAAACUGGGACUUCCUGCAUGUAAAGCAGGUGUUCUACCACCAAGCCAUGGCCCCUCUCCCCAAAGAGAAAGUAAGAUUCUAGUCCUCGGGCUUCUAAAUAAAGGGCUGGAUUAAAUAGGAACAUAGGUUCCACCAUAUGUGGUGGACAUGCAAGCAGUGCUAGACUUAUGUAUAAGCUAAACAAGCUAUAGCUUAGGGCCCCAUUCCCUUGGGCCCCCCCAAAAAAAUUAAAGGAGGAAAAAAACCUGGAUGUAUAUUUCCAAAAUAUAAGAUAAAAAAAACAAUAAAAUAAAACCUACAUACAGCAACCGUGUUUUGUGUUGUGUAGGCUCCUAUGGUGUAAGUAAUGGGCCCCGCCUGCUAGCCUGCUCCCUAAAAUGUCACUGGUUUGCCCAUUUAUAUAUAUAGGGUGCCUACAUUCUGCAUGGACCGGUUGCAUUGCAAUAUGUGCAAAUGGCUUUAGAUACCUAUUAGGUUCAUAAAUUAACAUAUACCAUACAUUCAACACAAAAAACAGCAACAAUUUGUUGUUGACAAAGGACAGCUGGACAUAUAAAGGGCUCCAUUUCCUUCAGUAGCUUAGGGGCUCAUCCAACCUAAAUUCAGCCCUGUGUGCAAGCAUUCUGGGAAAUGAUUUAUAAUGAGUUGGGGGGAAAUGUUCAAAAUGACAUUUGGGGGAAAACCAGAGGCUUUUUUGCUCGGUAUUUUAGGUACAGAGAUUCCGAGGGAGCAGAAACGACUAUUCAUGUACGUGACGACAGCAGCGAGGCUAUUACUGGCCCAGAGAUGGAAAAAAGACAAAGUUCCAACCAGAGAGGAAUGGCUGAUGAAGGUGAUGGACUAUGCCGAAAUGGCAAAAAUGACCAGGAAAGUCAGAAACCAGGAAGAGAAGAAUUUUAAGAAGGAAUGGGAAAAAUCUACAAUGUACUUAAGAGAACACUGUAAACAACUAAAAACAUUGGCAGGAUUUGAGUCACCAUUGUAAUGUACAAAAAACUACGGAAAAACGAAUUACUACUUUUUUAAAAAUUAGAGAAAAUAAGAGGAGGAGGAGGAGGAGGAGGAGGAGGAGGAGGAGGAGGAGGAGAAGAAGAAGAAGAAGAAGAAGAAGAAGAAGAAGAAGAAGAAGAAGAAGAAGGAGAAGAAGAAGAAAAAGAAGGAGAGAUCGAUAAUGGUAACCAUGGAAGGGCAGAGGGAAGUCAAGAGAUUCAGAGAAUCCUAAUUGAAGAGGUGAAUGAUGUGCUUGAAUUUAAAUUUGUUAUGUAUGUAUGUAUGUAUGUAUGUAUGUAAGUAAGUAAAUAAAUAAAUAAAUAAAUAAAUAAAUAAAUAGGAGGCUGUUAUAUAUCAAUCAAGAUAUUGGAGCCAUGCAGCUCAGUAGGUUCUCUGGGAUUUCAGUUGAUUUUGGGGGUCGAACCUGGGACCUUAUGCAUGCGAAGAUGCUCUAACACUGAGUUCCGGUCCUGCCCUGUGCUCUCAAGGUGCUGAAUCUGCUUAUUUCCAGGUUUGGGAUGGGAAGGUACCAAAGAGAGAAUGA
Messenger RNA from Podarcis lilfordi (Lilford's wall lizard), 7395 nucleotides. The record is from the annotation of a GenBank genome assembly. NCBI's taxonomy places the organism in Eukaryota, Metazoa, Chordata, Lepidosauria, Squamata, Lacertidae.